This is a messenger RNA of Acanthopagrus latus (yellowfin seabream), 8208 nucleotides long. RefSeq names its product neuroligin 2b (gene nlgn2b). Gene Ontology annotation, biological process: synaptic vesicle endocytosis; presynaptic membrane assembly; modulation of chemical synaptic transmission. The record is from RefSeq and is a predicted model, not a curated record. The transcript is spliced from 9 exons. Gene Ontology annotation, cellular component: postsynaptic specialization membrane; synapse; cell surface. Gene Ontology annotation, molecular function: signaling receptor activity; neurexin family protein binding. Lineage: Eukaryota; Metazoa; Chordata; Actinopteri; Spariformes; Sparidae. The coding region runs from base 1495 to 4101 and encodes 868 amino acids.
UGUGUCUUCACGUUUAUUCUCUCUUUUUUUCUCUCUCUCUCUCCCCCUUCAUCCUUCUCACAUGACGAUUUCAGCGCAGCAGCAGGCGCCUGGUCAUUGAAUUACGCGUCUCACCUCCUCGUCAUGACAACUAGCUGCGAGAUUGAAAUAUCGCAUGUGGUGUCCUAUAAGAGAGAGGGGGAGAGAGAGAGAGAGAGAGAGAGAGAGAGAGAGAGAGAGAGAGAGGCUGUAGAGGCUCGGGCAGUGGGAUCCUCUUCAGUGCAGGCUGCGCCGCCUCCACACAGCACCGCCGCGUCCCGCGCAUUUGAACGCAUCUGCGGUUCCCUUCCACAUGAAAAACCAAAAAAACCCUUAAAAGAAAAAGCAUGAAGGCUAAACGGAAGAUCCCCGCGCCGUUCCUCAGUCUGAGCCUCCACUUUCCGCUGAGAGCAUCAGACGCCGAGUGAAGCCCAGAGGAGGAGAGGAGCACCACGCAAGCGCGCAAAGAAGAGAUUUUUUUUUUCCCUUUUUUUUUUUUGGGACACCUGAUUUUGUGUGUGUGUGUGUGUGUGUGUGUGUGUGUGUGUGCGGGGUGUCUUUCAGAGCUGACUGUUAUAGAGUCAAACAGUCGGUGGUUGUUGUGUUUAUUAUUAUUAUUAUUUUUUCCUUUUUUUGGUUUUCUUCAUUUGAAGCUCCCCUCAGCGGGCACACACACACGCACACACACACCGUGGAUUAUUACCGGCAUGGACAAAUGGGGGAAAGAGGACAGAUCACUGCGUUGACUUUUUUCGAAGCAGCGCGCAGAGUCUUGACGCUAUAGCGUUACGCAUUUAUUUUACUGUGAGUGCUCCCCCCCCCCUCCACCAACCAACCAACCAACCAGCCCUCCUCCUCUACCUCCCCUUCUCCUGUUUGAAUCAUACUCCGCCGCUGCAUCUCAACAUUAUUAAAGUCAAAUAUCUGUGGAUAAGGAAAAGAGAGCAGAGGGUGUUGUCAGAAGAGAGGGAUGAGAAGAGGAGGAGGAGGAGGGGGCAGUAUGAGGUGUGCUUUUUUUGGAAAAGCCGGAGAAAGACAGACGCCGAGAAGGUGCACCGAUGUGCGAGAGCCUGCGACGCGCUGCCCUCCUGAGAAAUAAUCGCGAUCAAGGGGGAAGAAAUGGCCUAGUUAGAACCUCAUCGACACACCGACCAGGCAGAGGACGGAACCAGAAGAAUCGUGUUCAGAUGGACGGGCCAUCAUCAUCGUCAUCAACAUAAUUCCGGCUGCUCGCACCGAGUCUUUUUUUAGGUGUAAUUGGCUUCCUGACUGCAGCUCUGGACCCAUCAGGAGUUCCGAGGCGGACGACGGAUGAGACCACAGAGUCUACCUGAGAAUGCUACCUGUCCCUCACCAUGUCACCCUAGGAAAACAGUUAAUCUGUCCCCGUCCACAGAUCCUCUUUUUGCCUUUGUUAUCUCCCAUCACCCACUGAGUUUGUGAUCCUCCUCUGCACCGAGCUGAAGUCCUACUCAUAUGACGAAAACAGCUUUUAUUUUGGACAUGUUGUUUUUUCCUCUCAAUGCUGCCAGCCACCAAGGCUAUGGUGGGAAGCGCCGUUAUACUUCUCAGCAGGUUGCUGAUCACUGUCUGCUGUGGCUCUUGGGACUAGCGCUACACCUGACCCUGUCCACAUGUCAACGGGUCGACCUGAAACACCCCAUAGUAUCCACAGGCUAUGGAAAGGUCCGUGGUAUUAGGAGGGAUCUCAACAAUGAGAUCUUGGGGCCCGUGGAACAGUACUUAGGCGUGCCGUAUGCCACCGCACCUAUCGGCGAGCGCCGCUUUCAGCCUCCCGAAGCUCCGGGCUCCUGGCAAGAGAUCCGCAAUGCCACCCAGUUUGCCCCAGUGUGUCCCCAGAACGUGCACGGGGUUCUGCCUGAGAUCAUGCUACCAGUGUGGUUCACAGACAACCUGGAUGCUGCAGCGACGUAUGUUCAGAACCAGAGCGAGGACUGCCUUUACCUCAACAUCUAUGUGCCCACUGAAGAUGGUCCGCUCACGAAAAAACAAGAUGAAUCUACAAUGAACAGACCAAGGGAUGAAGAUAUUCGGGAUCGUCGUAAGAAGCCGGUGAUGCUGUUCAUCCACGGGGGCUCCUACAUGGAGGGCUCAGGGAACAUGUUUGACGGCAGCAUCCUUGCUGCCUACGGAAACGUCAUCGUGGUCACCAUGAACUAUCGGCUCGGUGUGCUCGGGUUUCUGAGCACAGGGGACCAGUCUGCUAAGGGGAACUAUGGCUUGUUGGACCAGAUCCAGGCCCUGCGCUGGCUCAAUGAAAACAUUGGCCACUUUGGAGGGGACCCAGAGAGAAUCACCAUCUUUGGCUCGGGAGCUGGCGCCGCCUGUGUGAACCUCCUCAUCCUCUCCCACCACUCUGAGGGCUUGUUCCAGAGGGCCAUCGCUCAGAGUGGCUCGGCCAUCUCCAGCUGGGCGGUCAACUACCGACCCGUGAUGUACACCAAGAUCCUGGCAAGGAAGGUCGGCUGCUCUCUGGGAGACAUGGCCGAGUUGGUGGACUGCCUGAGGAGGAAGAGUUUCCGAGAGCUAGUGGACCAGGACAUCCAGCCUGCGCGCUACCACAUCGCUUUCGGACCUGUGGUAGACGGGGACGUGGUGCCCGAUGACCCCGAGAUCCUCAUGCAGCAGGGCGAGUUCCUGAACUACGACAUCUUGCUGGGUGUCAACCAGGGAGAGGGCCUGAAGUUUGUGGACGACAAUGAAGGAGAGGACGGGAUCUCAGCCGCCUCGUUCGACUACACCAUCUCUAACUUUGUGGACAAUCUGUAUGGAUAUCCUGACGGUAAAGAUAUCCUCAGAGAGACCAUAAAGUUCAUGUACACAGACUGGGCCGACAGGGACAACAGCGACAUGCGUAGGAAGACCCUCCUGGCUCUGUUCACCGACCAUCAGUGGGUGGCCCCGGCUGUCGCCACUGCCAAGCUGCACGCCGAGUUCCAAUCGCCAGUCUUUUUCUAUACCUUCCACCACCACUGUCAGACCGAGGCCAGGCCGGAGUGGGCGGACGCGGCCCACGGAGACGAGAUCCCCUACGUGUUCGGGAUUCCCAUGGUGGGAGCCACCGACCUGUUUCCCUGUAACUUCUCCAAGAAUGAUGUCAUGCUCAGUGCUGUAGUCAUGACGUACUGGACCAACUUUGCAAAGACAGGGGAUCCAAACCUGCCAGUUCCUCAGGACACCACCUUCAUCCACACCAAGCCCAACCGCUUUGAGGAGGUCAUCUGGACCAAGUUCAGCUCCAAAGACAAGCAGUACCUGCAUAUCGGCCUGAAGCCUCGCGUCAGAGACAACUACCGGGCCAACAAGGUGGCCUUCUGGCUGGAGCUCGUGCCGCAUCUUCACAGCCUCCACAAGUUAAUGCCAAUACCCAUCACGACUCCACUGCCACCCGGAGGCUCCAAACCCCGCCCUAACACCUCCACGCGCCCUGUGAUCUCCACCUACCCGCCCGAGUCUGACCCCGAUAGUUCAGAGAGACCCCGCUACUCUCCCUUCCCCGACGAGACUAGGGACUACUCCACCGAGCUGAGCGUGACAGUAGCUGUGGGCGCCUCGCUUCUUUUCCUCAACGUGCUGGCCUUUGCCGCGCUUUACUACAAACGGGAUAAGCGCCACGAACUCAUGCAGAGACGCCACCGCCGACUGUCCCCGCAGCGUGGCACAACAAUGGGAAUGGGCGUCGGCAUGGGAGUGGUAGGGGCCCCGCCGCACAACGACCUGGCGCUGAGUCAGGAGGAGGAGCUGAUGUCGCUGCAGAUGAAGCAGCAGAGGGUGGAGCUGGAGCACGGCACGCCUCUCCCGUCCCGCGGCAUCCACGGCGACCUGGAACCCCUGCGGCCUCCCGUGUGCCCGCCCGACUACACGCUGGCCCUGCGGCGAGCGCCGGAGGACGUGCCGCUGAUGACGGCCAACACCAUCACCAUGAUCCCCAGCACCAUCAGCAGCAUGCAGCCCCUCCACCCCUUCAACACUUACCCCCCUGUCCCGGCCCCCUCCACCACACCCGUCCCCAGCCACAGCAACAAUGCCCUGCCACACCAACACUCCACCACCCGUGUAUAGGACCAGGCACAACCCCACUCUGGGCUUACAGAGACGCACCACACAAACUGCUCCAUACAAAACUCCACCCUCACCGCCCUCUCUUCUUCUUCUUCUUCUUCUUCUUCUUCUUCUUCUACUCCUUCUUCUUCUUCUUUACUGUAUCUGUGUCUUUUUUUCUCAUCAAGCCCUCGAAUAAAGCUGCAGUUUGUAAGAUUUUAAGCAGUGAAAUACCUCUAAAAACGUAAUCACAAAUCAAGGAGGAGUUGAUUAAAAAAGCUCCCUUGCCAAAAGCCUGUCAUCGUAGGUACAUACCGCUUCGCCCCGUCACAGCUCGCUCAAUAUCCCUCGCUUAGGUGAGCCACCAGACGCAGCUUCCAGCCUGCAGCUCUCUCUGUCUCUCUCUGUAUUUCCCAGAGCUUACAGAGCUAAUCACAAUCAGUCAGGCAUCUUAUGUGUAGCUUGGUUGUUUUUUUUUUUUGGUUUGUUUGUUUUUUAACGCAUGUGUUGUCGUGUCAGUGUAAAAACUAUGUUUGACAUAGAACACAUCCACUCAUUUUUUUUUUUUUAUUCACUUAGUGAAAAAAGAUAAGGCGGUAGCAAGCAGCUUUUUUUUUUUUCUUUUUUUUUUUUUUUUUUGGCGAGGCGACAUAUGCCCCGACAAGCUGUCUGCCGUAAAGAUUUCUUGAAACUUACAAAUUGCAGCUUUAAAGGCCCAAUCUGGAAGUGAAACUUGGCACCCUGUGUUGAGCGCCGCGUCCCAACAGCCGCGUCUGUGUUCUGACUUCGGAGACGUUUGUUAGUGUGAAGCGUAUUCACAGCACUGCAGGUAUAAAGGGUGAACUAUCCGACAGCGGAGCACGAGUUUUUUUUUUCAGUGAUUUUAAAACUUUAAUUUCCGCUGCUUACAAAUUUAUCUGUUUUUCAUCUACAAUGCGACCUAAAUACCACCGAAGAAGUCCUGUGCUUUUUUUUUUUGCUUUAUCUGUACACACACACAAAUGUUGCUUUCCAAACAUUUCCAGAUUGGGGCUUCAGGUGUCGGGCGAUACAGGAAAUAACUGAAUCACACUCAGUCUGUCUGUGGGAUGCAACCUGGAAUCCAGGCUGCCCAUUAGAACUCGCUGCGUCUCCGCUCCGGUCACGUCCAUCAAUUUAUUUGUCACUCUUUGUCUCUCCGUCUCGUCUCCCCCCCUCCACCUAAACCCGCUUCUCUCUUUCUCCACUUCUCUUCUGCAUCUUGCCCUUGUAGCUCUUUUUAUUGGAAAAAAAAAACCCCAUCAACCAUCUUCACUUCUCUCUCCUCUCUUUCCUCGCAAUCACUUCUAGACUCUCUUUUCCUUUUGGAGUCUUUUAUACAAAAAAAAAAAAAACACAAAUGUAAAUGAUGUAUUAUUAAUAAAUUGUAAGGAUAUGAAUGAAAAAAAAAAAGAUAUUCUGAUAUCUCGUUUUUACCAGCAUUCUUGGUGCCAAGUACUGUGAUAAAGUUCCUCUCUCGCUGGCGUCCAGUGGACCGCCCGGAGAGGUCCGUCCUGACUGUAUCUUACAAAAAGGAAAUACCAUCGUAAAAAAAAAAAGUGCCAACCCCUUCAUCUUUCUUUCUUUUUUGAUCCAUGCACUUUUUUUUUGUUAUUUGUUUGUUUUGUUUUUAACUACACUCAAUGUUGCACUGUGGCUGGUCCCUUCUUUAAAAGGGAGAUCAGAUUCAAUAUAUCCUUGUUUAAAGAAAAGAGAGAAAAAAAAGAAUAUGAAGUUUUAUUAACUACUUUGGGAUGUUUGCAUGUUUUUUGUUUUUUUUCUUUUAUAAAGUAUGUGGACAGAGACGUUUGUUUGUCAUUUUAAUGAUUUGCCUUGUUCUUCAUUGAUUUUUCUUUUUUUUUUUUGCUUUCUUUUCAUUUCGAGAAUCAGUUUUCUAUUUUAAUAUCAGCUGCACUUUGUGGUACUUUCAGAAAAAAAGGUAUUAAAGUAUUAAGAGAUGAAUAUUGUGUAAAACUAUGAUUAUAACAAAGAGAGUAAAUAUUUCCUCUUUAUUUUUUUCAUUUCCUAACACUGAGGCUGUGCCGCAAAAACUACCAGAGACUGACGAAAAGCCUUUUUUUCUUCUCUCCUCCCUCUUUUUUUGCUCUGUUUCUCUUUAUCUUUUGCAACUGUCAAGUUCGCAGUCACUGUAUCUCAAUCUCACCUGAAGAUAGCACUUUUUUGAGUUACAUAAAAAAAAAGAAAAACUACUUUACAUGAAUACGUCUAAAUAAGGUUUUUGUCUGUGACUGACAUUAACCACAUGCUUCAAGUGUUUGAAGACUGCCUGACAGUUAUCUUUUCGUCUGCUCUUUUCUUGUUUCAUGACUCUCCUCCUCCUCCUCCUCCUCCCCCCACCUCUCUCUGCAAGGCGGGAGGAAAAAGGGAUAAGAUAUAUAUUUAUGACGACGGUCAAAAAAAAGGUGAGAAAGCCUUUGUACGCCUUUCACAUCUUUUUCGCACAACUGAACACAGAGACGGGUCACACUCUGGACAAAAUCUGAAAAAUAAAAACAAAACAAAACAAAAAAAGCCCCAGUGACAUCAGGACAAACACUGGACAAACAGCGACAGUGAAUCCACCGGCGAACCAUCCGUCGGUGCGCAAGAGGAUACAUUCUACAAAAAAAAAAACCUGAUUUUAAAAAAAAAAGAAAAAAAAAAUCUUUAAUGACAGACAUUACUCAUUACACCAUAUAUCACAAAAGCAAAAGGCGAGCGGGUUUCAUUCCGCCUGCAUCCUGUCUGCUUAGGAUAACGACACUCUGGAGCCAGACUGCCACCCUCCCCCCCCCCCGUCACACUGGACUUGGAGCGAGGACAAAAAGAACAAAAACCAACACAUGAAAAACAAACUGUACAUUUUUUAAGUGUAGGAGAAACAAAACUGGAAUUUGUAAAUAUUAUGUUUGUCGUUUGGUUUGAGUGACUGGCCGGAUCUUUUCUUUGUCGACAACAGGUGCAAGUUUAGAUGAACCUAACAUGAUUUUUAGCGCUCAUGUUUCGAUUCUCCUUUCCUUUCCCCAGAUCUCAAGGGUAAAAAUUCCAAUUGGUUACGGGCACAUGAGUACAUCUCUUAACAUACAUGAAUUAUUAAGAAAAGAGAGGGGAAAAAAAAAUCACAGCAUGGUUGAGGUCAGCAUAAACAUGAAAAGGAAUGCUUACGGCUCAGGUUAGCCUUGAUAUCGGUGGGGUGAUAGAAAAACUGCAUAGAGGGCUUUCGAAGGCGUUACGUACACACCUGGCACUGUCCCAUCAGUCAUGAAGGCAGCUUCUGAGUGAAAUAAGUCCUUUCAUUGGUUAAAAAAAAGCCAAAGAACAGCUGCAGGGAACAGAUGAAGGAGUUUAAGAAAUGAGGCAAAGAAGAAAAAAACGAGAUAGCGAGGAUGUUUCGAAUGUGCUCAAAACAAACCAGAAAUCAAGGAAUUUUACUUGUGAUGCUGUCGGAUUUUAAUUGUUAGUGUCUCACGUUGUCUUGAGCAUUGUCAUACAGUAUAACCCCGUAAUUGGGAGGUUGUGAAAUCCUUUGUACUCUUUUGGUCUUGUUUCAGACUCUUAAUCACGGCCGUUGUUUUGCAACCUUUUUGCAGUUUCGUCGGCACAUUCUGUUCAUGGGAGUAUUGACCCAGCUGUUUGUUGUGAGUUUUGAGUUGCCCACGCUUCAAAAAAGAAACAGCAUUACUGAGACAGUAUUUUUAUUUUAUUUUUUUUUGGAUUUUUGUUUUUUGUUUUUUGGAAACGAGGGUUUGGACAGCCAACGGAUAAUGGAAGCACACUCACCAAGUUUACAUGUUUACACUUACAGUUUUGAUGUUGGCUUAAGGUAAGGGGGGAAAAAUAAGAGAAAUUAAGUAAAAAAAGCAUUAUAAGGAUCCAAAUAUCUUCUUAUUACAACAUUUAUUGCCAGAAUGGUAAAGCGAAGGCUUGCACCUGUUUGUCUGUUUCAUUUAGUCUGAUUCAGUAACCUGCUUGAAGCUCAAGAUACUGUGAGAGAGCAUAAUGACCAGAAGGGGUGGAAAGAAUUAAAGUUAAUAUUUCUAUUUCAAAUAGAGGCUAUUACACACUGUAUGUUGUGUAUCUGAACUGGAAAACAUUAAAAAGACAUUCUUA